AUGAUCUUCACACCAGAGCAGGUGGUGUGUGUGUGCGAGGUCCUUCUGCAGAGCGGUUGCAUGGAUCGCCUCGCCGGCUUCCUCCGCACUCUUCCUCCUCUGUCCCUCUCCUCCUCCUCCUCCUGCUCCUCUCCUUGCCCUGGGGAGCAGGAGAGUGUGCUGAAGGCUAAAGCCGCAGUGGCCUUUCACCAGGGCCACUUCACUGAGCUCUACACGCUGCUGAAGGGCUUCCCCUUCUCCCCCCGCAGCCACCCGCUCCUGCAGCAGCUCUGGCUCAGAGCCCACUACAUGGAGGCCGAGAGGCAGAGGGGCCGACCCCUGGGAGCUGUGGGGAAGUAUCGAGUGAGGAGGAAGUUUCCUCUUCCACACACCAUCUGGGACGGAGAGGAGACCAGCUACUGCUUCAAGGAAAAAUCCCGGAGGAUACUCCGCGAGUGGUACAGCCACAAUCCUUAUCCCUCCACACGGGAGAAGCAGGCACUAGCGGGGGCCACAGGCCUCACAACCACGCAGGUCAGCAACUGGUUCAAGAACCGCAGGCAGAGGGACCGGACCACCAACGUUAACGGAUUCCUAAUAUCAAGCUCUGGAGGAACCUCAGCAGAAGUCUAUCCUUCCUCUGACAACGACUUUUCACCUCCAGGAAGUCCAAAUCCGCUGGACCACUGCCCUCCACCCCUCUCUCAUCCACCACGUCCUCCACUUCACAUGUGUAGAGGCCUCAAUUGA
Messenger RNA from Anoplopoma fimbria (sablefish), 729 nucleotides. RefSeq names its product SIX homeobox 9 (gene six9). The transcript has 3 exons. The record is from RefSeq and is a predicted model, not a curated record. Gene Ontology annotation, molecular function: RNA polymerase II cis-regulatory region sequence-specific DNA binding; DNA-binding transcription factor activity, RNA polymerase II-specific. NCBI's taxonomy places the organism in Eukaryota, Metazoa, Chordata, Actinopteri, Perciformes, Anoplopomatidae. Gene Ontology annotation, biological process: regulation of transcription by RNA polymerase II. Gene Ontology annotation, cellular component: nucleus; transcription regulator complex. The coding region runs from base 1 to 729 and encodes 242 amino acids.